GCCACGUACCGAUCGCUCCGACGAAGGCCGUCGCGCGCGCGUUGGGAGUCAGUCAGCGUUCGCGCACGAAUGCGACGGUACGGACGGCGGUCGUGGCGAGUUUUCACUCGGCGUCGCGCUCACCAGAGCAGCUCGUUGGCAGCGGAGCUAAGCUGACGACGUUCCCCGCUCUCGAGCGCAACGGCUCGCAGCAAGGAGUCGCGCGCGCGCGCUUGUGCCAGAAGACGCCCGUUCCUCCGGCCUGUCGCGACCGACGCUUCCUCCCUGGUGGCAUCCUUCGCGGGAACACGCCGAGAACCGACCUGCCUGUGCGGAAGGCGUAUUGCCGGUCAGUCGUCACUACCGGGGCUGUGACCUGCUUCCGCGCUGAAUCCUCGCGACGGUCCGACGGCAGGCGGACGACCCGAAGAAUUGAAAGUUUAACGUUGGGAUGAAGUUUCAACUCGGUUACGGCGACAGGAAGGCGACUAUUCGGCUUUCGCGCGCGAAAAUAUGGAACAUCGAUUAGUCAGCGAGCGCGAGCCUGUUUACAGCUACCUGAAUGAGGCUGAUGGAACCCUUGGGCGUCGCUCAGGAUAUCGUGGAGCCGGCGGUGCUGAAACGAUGGGCCGACUAUCCCGUUCAACACCGGUACACGGAUUACUCCGAGUCGAUGAGAGAGACGGCGCAUCACGCUAUAAGCCCUUUCCCUUGUCAACCGUCGCUUAACAACAAGCUCGCGCUAUGGACCGGAGAUGUUUCGAUUUUACAAGUAGACGCGAUAGUGAACUCCACCAACGAGACGAUGGAUGAUAAUAGUCCUAUGUGCCAAAAAUUGUUUAACCGAGCUGGUACCGCGCUCAAACUAGAAAUAUAUAACGAUGUUAAAGAAUGCAGAACCGGCGAGGUAAGAGUAACACAGGGUCACGGAUUACCGGCUCGUUUUAUUAUUCACACUGUUGGACCAGUUUAUAACGUGAAGUAUCAAACAGCUGCGCAAAACACGCUACACUGUUGCUACAGAAACGUCCUGCAGAAAGUGAAGGAGAUGGGUUUGCGCACCAUCGCUCUGCCGGUAAUAAACUCGGUCCGGAGAAAUUAUCCUCCGGACGCAGGAGCUCACAUAGCUCUCAGGACCGUACGUAGAUUCAUGGAGCAAUACAGCGACUCGUUAACGUGUAUUAUAUUUGUACUGGAGCCGUGCGAUCUCGGGAUAUACGAGGUCCUCCUGCCGCUUUAUUUCCCGCGAAACCUGGCUGAGCAGGAUAACGCUUGUUGGCAGUUACCGAGCGACAUCGGCGGCCCCGACGGGGAACCUUUACUUCCGGAUAGACAAAUUAGAAUUAUCGACAAUCCUCAGCACGCUUUGCACGGUGACGAGACGGUAGAACUCUCGGCGCAAUUGGAGACUUCGGUGAACAUCGGCGAGCACGCUUUCGCGCAGAUGCAAGGUGACCUGGACCGUCAGAGACUGCUGGGCGAAAGGCCGCCCGCCGACCCGCUGGCGGACAUCAUGUUCAAGCAAAUGCAGCAGAAAGAGAGGUACGAGCGGCUCCUCAGGCGGGCGAAGACGGAGGACCUCACCGAGAUCUCAGGGAUCGGCUGCCUCUACCAGAGCGGCGUGGACCGACAAGGCCGACCGGUGAUCGUUUUCGUCGGCAAGUGGUUCCCAGCCAGCAAGAUCAAUUUGGACAAGGCCUUGCUAUAUCUCAUACAAUUGUUGGAUCCUAUUGUGAAGGGUGAUUACGUGAUCGCGUAUUUCCACACUCUUACGGCCAGCAGCAAUUACCCCAGUUUACAUUGGCUGCGCGAAGUCUACAACGUGCUUCCCUACAAAUACAAGAAGAACCUCAAGCAUUUCUACAUUAUUCAUCCUACCUUUUGGACCAAGAUGAUGACGUGGUGGUUCACGACCUUCAUGGCGCCGGCCAUCAAGCAGAAGGUUCACAAUCUGCCCGGAGUAGAGUAUCUGUACGAAGUGAUGUCGCCUGACCAGCUCGAGAUUCCAGCGUACAUCACAGAAUACGACAUGACGAUAAACGGUCUGAGGUAUUAUCAACCGGAACAGAUCUCGUCAGCGCCGUCGACGUCCACGUAACUCGCAGACGAACAUCGGGAUGGAGGCAGCGAAGCGUCAAGAAGAAUGAGGCCGUCGGAUCAGGUGUGCCGCGCGUUGUUCGCGUUGUUGACUAUUCGUAUACUGACGGUGACACUGGCGCGCCGCUUGAGCGUGAGAGCAAGCGUGUACGCAAGAUUCGUGGUAGCCGCCGCGUCCCGCCGCUUGUCAACGCUGGCUGUAAGGCGGAGAGCGCGACGUUAUCUGGAUACGAUAAGCCGUACUCUCUUCGAGAAGACAGUUCUCCGGCCCCGCGUCAUUCCACCGGAAUCGAUUUGUCCAAGUGCCUCCGAGUGACGAUGGACCGCUUAAGCGGAAGCAUGAAGGAAGAAGGGACGCGCAGAAGAGACGAUCGGCCCGUAGAAAAACCGUGUGUAACGCAACUAAUCAAGAAACCACUGCCCGCCCGCUUUCGAUGUCGAGCCGGUUCUCCUUGAGCUCCACCGACGGACUCCUCGCGCGUCGUCUCCGGAAAAAUGCGAAGAGGAGAGAGAAAAAGCGCGCAGGGAGAGGGGGGGGAGGGAAAGAGGGAGGGGAAAUAUCGGUGUGCCGCAAAUCGUGAUAGGAUUGAUGGGUGGUCGAGAUAAGAGGUUGGACCGACCGACAUGCGCAUUGUUCGAGGUGCUAAAGAGCAGCGUAUAUUCAUCUCAUCCCGUAAUAGAGCUAACAAAUUACUAUUCGCUUAGAGCGAACAUUGGCUGCCAAAACGUCAGUAAUUAGUAUUUUCAUCGCUGCCGAUGUCGACCUCGCCGCCGCCGCCGCCGUUGCUUGCAACACGGAAAGUCCGAAGCUAAAAUAUUAAUCUCGCCCUUGUAAAUAUUAUUCAGCGGCGGAUUAUUAGCUUAGUACUGCCUGUGAGAGCGGUAGAGGGGAUUAGAAAGAACAAGAAGAUGAAGAAAAGAGGAGUAAAAAGAGAAGGAAGGAGAGGGAAGCGUCUGAUGAGGCGUUAGGAAUAAACAUCGGCUUAAUAUAUAGAAUCGUCGAUUGCUUUCUGUUAUUUUCGUAUCGAUCGUUAUAUAUACAGCGAAGAGCGUCUACUUGAUUAUUGUAUAUUGUCAAAAUUUAAUUAAAGCCACGUCUCGUUGGCGACGAAGCAUUAUCGUGUCGCAUCUCGCCCGUCUACAGCCGCGCGCUAUUCCGAAUAAGAAUUAAACGAUCAGAGAUUUCACGAAAACGGAGAGAGAGAGAGAGAGAGAGAGAGCUGGACUUUACUGUGAUGUGUCUUCGGCGCUCGGGGAUUUGAAUUGUAGAAAUAAUUUAAAUGCCGCGCUUCGAGCUUCUCCUUCACCGUCGACAACCUGUUAUCGUCGUCGUCGUCAGCGGCGGCGGCGGCCUCGACGUGGAGGAAGCGACGCGACGAGUCGCGCAACGAUUGGCUCGCGAAAUGGUUCGGCACUGAGCGUCGUCGUACGUACGAGAUAGUCCUAGAUUAGAAGAAGCAAUAAACUUAAGAGCUUGCUCGCGAUGUAUUUCGGGAGGAAAAAAAAAGAAAUCGUUAUCGAGCCCCUCCCCCCUCCUCCUCCCCUCAUCCCCCGCCCCGUAAGCUCCUCGCCCCCUCCUUUCGUCCCGUUGUUAAGCGUUUUUAGCGAUUAAAGAGAGAAAAAGUGAAUUAAAGGAAGUUUAAACCUGUUAAUCGCGUCGAUUAGCCCAUUUAUCACCGGCCAAGCGAACAGUCGCCGUUCCAUGGCCAAGCGUAGCAGCCCCCCUCCCCUCGCCCACCCACCCGCACUACCUCGCUA
Dinoponera quadriceps is the source of this 3834-nucleotide messenger RNA. RefSeq names its product protein GDAP2 homolog (gene Gdap2). The transcript has 13 exons. Bases 542 to 2077 code for a protein of 511 amino acids. The record is from RefSeq and is a predicted model, not a curated record. Lineage: Eukaryota; Metazoa; Arthropoda; Insecta; Hymenoptera; Formicidae.